GGACAUCAUGACAACAGAGAAGAGCUCGGUGGUUGAAGCUGAGGAUUCUCAGCACCAGCAACAGAAGGAAGAAGGUGAGGGAGCCGCAAAUUCAGGCCAACAAGAAACUCAGCUGGAAGAGGCUUCCCAACCGGCAGCUGAAGGCGCUAAUCAGUGUGAGCCAAAGCUGAGAGCAUCCAAUGGGGACACUCCGACACAUGAAGACUUGACCAAGAACAAGGAACGGACGUCAGAAGGCAGAGGCCUGUCACGACUGCUCUCCUCGUUGCUCAAAAGGCCCAAGUCUCAAGUUUCUGAAGAAGAAGGCAGAGAAGUAGAGUCAGAUAAAGAAAAAGGUGAGGGAGGUCCGAAGGAGAUAGACUUGGGAACCAGCCUUGAUGAAGACAUCAUUUUAAAGGCCCCUAUCGCAGCUCCUGAGCCUGAACUCAAAACAGACCCAUCGUUGGAUCUUCAUUCAUUAAGCAGUAUAGAAACACAGCCAGCUCAGGAGGAACACAGAGAGGAUCCGGAGUCUGAAACGAGGGAAGGAGAAGGGAUUGAGGAGUGUUCCAGGGCAGCCGUGAAGGACGACCCCGAGUCAAAAGCGGAGAGAGAACCCGAGGCUUCGCAGAAGCCGGUCAGGAGGCACCGAGACAUGCACUGCAAGGUCUCUCUGUUGGACGACACCGUUUUUGAGUGUGUGGUGGAGAAACAUGCUAAGGGACAGGAUUUGCUUAAGCGGGUUUGUGAGCACCUCAAUCUGUUGGAGGAAGACUACUUUGGUUUGGCUAUUUGGGAUAAUGCAACCUCUAAGACGUGGCUGGAUUCUGCCAAAGAAAUAAAGAAACAGGUUCGAGGUGUACCUUGGAACUUCACAUUUAAUGUGAAGUUUUAUCCGCCUGACCCAGCACAGCUGACUGAAGACAUAACAAGAUAUUAUUUAUGUCUUCAGCUUCGGCAGGACAUCGUUGCUGGACGGCUACCCUGUUCCUUUGCAACCUUAGCCCUCCUCGGCUCUUACACCGUCCAGUCUGAACUGGGAGACUAUGACCCGGAACUGCAUGGCGUGGAAUAUGUUACUGACUUUAAACUGGCUCCAAAUCAGACCAGGGAACUUGAAGAGAAGGUCAUGGAAUUGCAUAAGUCAUACAGGUCCAUGACUCCAGCUCAGGCCGACUUGGAGUUUCUUGAGAAUGCCAAAAAGUUGUCUAUGUAUGGAGUUGAUCUUCACAAAGCAAAGGACUUGGAGGGAGUGGAUAUCAUCCUAGGAGUCUGCUCUAGUGGCCUUUUGGUUUACAAAGAUAAGUUGAGAAUUAACCGUUUUCCUUGGCCCAAAGUGCUGAAGAUUUCUUACAAACGUAGCAGCUUCUUCAUCAAGAUCCGACCCGGAGAGCAAGAACAGUAUGAAAGUACCAUUGGCUUCAAGCUUCCCAGUUACCGAGCAGCUAAGAAAUUAUGGAAAGUCUGUGUGGAGCAUCACACGUUUUUCAGACUGACUUCUACAGACACCAUUCCCAAAAGUAAAUUUCUUGCCCUGGGUUCUAAAUUUCGAUACAGUGGCCGGACUCAGGCGCAGACCAGACAAGCCAGUGCUCUGAUUGACAGGCCCGCCCCGCACUUUGAGCGGACAGCAAGCAAACGGGCCUCCAGGAGCCUUGAUGGAGCAGCAGCUGCUGAACCCACAGACCGAAGUCCUCGGCCCACCUCUGCACCAGCCAUUGCUCAGAGUCAGGUCACAGAAGGGCCAGGGGCACCUGUUAAAAAAACACAGAAGGAAGCUGCAAAGGUUGAAGUGAAAGGGGAAGAAGAAACACCUGAGCAAGCUGAGCCAGAGCCCACAGAAGCAUGGAAGGUGGAAAAAACCCACAUCGAGGUCACAGUACCUACCUCAAAUGGUGACCAAACACAGAAGCCUGCAGAAAAAGCUGAAGAUCUGAUAAAAAUGAGGAAGAAAAAGAGAGAGAGACUAGAUGGUGAAAACAUUUAUAUCAGACAUAGCAAUUUAAUGUUGGAGGAUUUAGACAAGAGUCAAGAAGAAAUCAAGAAGCAUCACGCCAGCAUCAGUGAGCUGAAAAAGAACUUUAUGGAAUCGGUACCCGAACCACGGCCUAGCGAGUGGGACAAGCGCUUAUCCACACACUCACCCUUCCGAACUCUUAACAUCAAUGGGCAAGUCCCUACUGGAGAUGGAGUGAAGAGAACGUCUGCCCUCCCCUCGGGAAGAAAGGUUGGUGGGCCCGAGACACAGGAGCGUGCUCUGUUAGUACAGGGUGAAGAUAGAACUAAAAGGCCAGAGAGAUCCACUGAAAGAAACUUGCCCCAGCAAGAAAAUGAAGAGAUUGCUCCCAAGGUUUCUAUUCCAAUCCCCGAGGAACACAAGGCUGUCAGAAAGUGCCACCUUUCCUCUCUUGCUUUCCCGUCUCCUCGUGCUCCUUUCCUGAUGUCUUUUCUCCUGGUCCUAGCGCUGGCUGUUUGGUGGCUGAUCUUUCUGUGAUUGGAAAACAGGGUGCUCCUCUGACAUGUCAAGACUAAAACCAUUGAACUCUUGUCUAUGGCUUGAACUGUGUAAUUGCCUAUAUCAUGCCUCUGGUCUUGAUCAUUCACUGUUACAGGGACCUUUUGCGGUCAUGUUUCCUGUCAAUAAUAAAAUGCAAAACUUUGCAGAGCACACUUUGUGAGAAAAAAGGAGUAGCAAUGGAUUGUCCAAGCCAGAGUUCCUGCCCCAAAGUCAAUACACUUAGGCAAAUCAGACUGAGGUGCACGGCAGGUGGUACUCACCGACAAGCUACCCUGCAUGCUCUUCCUGUUGACCAUUGCUGUGACCUCCUUUCCACUGUUUCACAGAGGCUGGGAAACCCUAAAAACAUUGGAUGAACUAUUUUCCCAGUCUUAUAUAGCCAUUUAUGUGGCAUGGGCUCCGUAGUUUUAAGAAGAAAUUCAACUUCCCAACCUUUCAAAAGCCUUAAAAUGGUAGUUUGAAUCCAAGAAUCCAUAACCACUCCUUUUCUUAGAGUAUUGUAUCCGUGCAUACAAAGGCCUUUUCUGGAAGGGGCUGUGACACCUGCAGCCUUUUUGUCAGUGUUUAUGAGCUGCACAGGAGACAACUGUAUCCUACCUGGUGUACAGAAGAAUCACACAGAGGUUAAAUGCUGUCUUUUCAUAUGUAGAGUUGAUUUAGUUUAGGGAAAUGGUGCUGGUGUCCCUUGGCUUCCAGCCAGGGCUGAAAAUUUCAGACUACCUACCUUUUAAAGUCCUGGAGUACAGAUUAACUCAAGAUCUGUAUGUAAACACACUUUUCUCUAAAUUAAAAUACUAUUAUUUCCUUAUGGCUUAAGUAAUUAUUGUUAGGAGCUAUGUUUAGCUGUUAUAAUAAGCUUAAAAGAUACGUUAAUUCCUUAUACUUCAGACAUGUUCUCAUACAUGUGUUGAAAUCAAUUGUUUCUAAUCAAUCACCUUGAUAGCUACGCUUCUGUUGUGACAUGCGUGCAGUUUGCAUGUUGAUUAUGAGGCUUCCCUGAAGUAACGGUGAGCACGCCCUCCUCAGAGCACCGCUUGGAAGCCUAAACUGGCGGGCUUUCACCUUACCAUUAACCUCGCAUGAUGUCGCUUGCUUUCUGUGGCGUUUGAACGCCUCAGUCUGGACAAAUUGUUAACUUUGCAAACUCCGUUUUGGACUGAGUUGCUAGGGUCGUCGCGUUGAGACUGUUAUAUUUUGUAUUACUUCUUAGUGCUUUUGGUUAGUGAACUAUUUCUAAAGAUGGCUUUGCCUUUGAAACGAUGGAGGGGGCGGGAGGAAGAGAGAGAGAAAAAGCAAAACCAAGGUUUUUGUUGUUCUUCAGUGUUCACUAGUAUUGAUUGGAUGUCUUCACAGACGACGUGAUUAUCAGAUAUCUACUGAAAACCACUAUUACUGUCAUUAUUGGAGUUUAAAAAAAAAACUGGAGAAAGAAACAAGGACCAGGCUAGAUUUAAACAAAACAAAACAAAAUUGAAUAUAUAUGGUUUGUGUCACAAGUUGUUAUGUCUAUUUAUAACAGAUAUUUUGUAAAUAAGCAUAUUUAUUGAUUCACUCAUAAGAAAAGAUUGCAAAGCCACCUGAGGUACUGCAAAACUGCUUUGCGGGGAGAUCUGAUAAUCCUAAGUAUGAAACAGAUGUUAAGAUUUCCUUAAUGAAAUAACAAAUGAAACUAGCGUUGGUUAUGUUACUGUAAGUCUUUUUUUAGGAAUUAAAAGAAAAAUAAUCUUAAAAUUUUAUCAGUACUUUUGUAACUUUCAAAUUAUAUUUCCUAAAGUUCCAGUUUUCAUCAUUGUACACAACUUUUUAUUAAUUAUUGUAAACAUCACCCUGAAUUUUGUUUCCUUUUAUAUUGGAAUUAUUUCAACUCCAUUAAAAAUUUAGUGUGGGCCAACGGUGCUGUUCUGUGAUCUGAAGUAUAGCAAGGAUCCCUAGAGAUCUUUGCUGUCAAAGAAGCCGUUUCUCCCUAGUAAAGCUGCUAAGAGCAGGGUGCCAAGCCCUUAUAUUGAACAAAACUGACGAACAUGGCUCAAAAGAUAGAUCUGUCAUAGUUCUCAGGACACGCGUCCUCUUCCAGCCCUGUGUGAUCUCAGGUUAAUGCUGCCAGUAUUUGUAACAUGAGGCUGCAGACAGCAUUGCUUCCUUUCCCCCACUUCACUCCGUUCUCAGUACCACAGGCAUUCCAAUUGCUGGAUAUCCCUUUACCCUGGACCGGCUUCUUAAUGGCAGAUCCAGAAGUAAUUUGGACUAAGGAUAUCUAUACUGACCUGUGUAAAGUCUGGGGUUUUUGCCUUGUUGUCCUGUGGGUCAUUUCAGGAGUGACUUUUAAGGGAGUCACUUAACCAUUUGGUGCCCAUAUUUCCAGCUAGCUCCUUACCUAAAUCUACCUCAUGAGGACGAACCUCAGCAGGUUUCAGGAAGUGAUGCCGGUUCUGUCCUCAGUCUUUGAUGUGCUAGGAAGAUAAAAUUCAAGGAAAAGACAAUCACAUACGAACCUCUUGAGAGUCUUCUUUCUGGAAGUAAGCAAAUAUCCAUGUUUGUUUCCGUCUGCUUCUGGUUGGUAUUUGACCAAGCACUUAAAACUAGUGAAGUUAAAAAUGCCGUUCCAAAUUUAUCCGCCUCUCAAUAAAUUCAAAUGGUAUUCUUCGAGUAGAGCAUGCUUGGGAAUAAGUCCAGCUUCUGUAUUUCAGACCUGUAUUUCAGCUGUUUGCUUAUGGCUAGCAUUUGUAGUAUGAAGUAUUACAACUUUGUUUACAUUGUUAGCAAAAAUUUGAAGGGGACUGCCUGUUGAUCAAGGGUAAAAUCUGGAACUAUCCUACUGUCAUCGAAGAACUUAGGGCUUCUUAAGUCACUUCUCUGGAUAAACCCACGGGGCAGUCUAUGCCUUCGAGAUCCAGUUGUUUUUAGAGUUUACUACCAAGAAGAAUGUAUACUUACAUUUCGCCCAGUGGCCAUUUAUUUAGAAAGGACAAAGCCACAAUGAACUGCUGCCCCACUGUUGCUCCACAGAAUCUACACAGCUGCCCUCCUUCUCUUUUACACUUCAUACAGAUGAUCAACCCUGAACUUCACAGUGUUCUCCACAUAGAAUACUCGCUUGUUUAUUGCACCCUAACUACCCGUCCCCAUCGUUUGUGACCCCCGAGCCAGUGUUUUGUCUGCUCUGUGGGACUCCGUCAGCCGCCUCCCCUGCACCCCUCUGUAGCAUGAGUGAGCCUCUCUCCUGCUUGCCACUGUCAACCGCUCACGCCUUAGGAUCCCCAUGCACUGCUGCAGAUGGAGAACCCCCUGGUGCUGGGCUAGGCGGAGGCAACUGAGUGGUGGUGAAGGUCUGCACUUGGGUUAGACUAGGAGAGGACAACGGUGACGGUGAUCUCCCGGGGUUAAAUUCAGGGGGGUUUUACUUGAUAAAUUCCUACCGCCACUGCACCUUAUUUCCACAGGUCAGACAUAGAGGCUAAAAAUGAAGUAACUUUAAUAAUCGUUUAACUGUGUGAAUAGAUGGCAGCUUAUUGAAACAUUUUUCCUCAUCUUUUGUGACCGAUAUUCUAGGUGGUUACCAUGUCCUUUCAUUUACCAUAGUUAAAGUCCUCUUUGGGAGAAAUAACAGCUAAGUCUAAGAUUUAAAAGAGCAAAGGGUGUAGAACCCCAGCUAUGUUUUCUGGUCCCCAGAUCAACAAACAGCCUCGUGUUUCCUUCUCUGCUGUCUCUAAAGAAAAGGGGGCUUAGCUCAUCACAGAAUGUGUGCUUAACAUUCAGGAGGCCCUGGUUUGAUCCCUAGGACAGUGAGAAACGGAGAGAGAACUGGGUGGUGGGAGGAGGAAGGGAAAGAGAAAUGAAGGGGACAUGAGUACUCCCUGCACUCUUCUGUGCAGUGCAAGGAUGCAGAAAGAUAGCAUCUCCAGAUUUUAGGGUCUGACAAGAUCUUAAUUCAGCCCCCUCCCCUCCAGCAUUUGACUCUCUGGUGCACUGUCAUUCAGAGGUUUAGAAACUAGCCUAGCAGCUUGUGCCUCAGUAUCUCCCAAGAUAGAUGAUCGCGUUUUUUGGACAGCCGAGAGUUUGUAUAAGUCAGUCUUGUAUUAAGUCACGGUGUUUCUCCACAGCUUAGUUUAUCGAUUUCAAAUGCAGGAAUUGUAAAGAAUUUCUUAUUAAGAGUGGGGUGCGGUUGUGCAGAGCCGGUAAUGCAGACAUUCAGGAGCCUGAAGCAGGGUUGCCCGAUGAGGCCAGACUAGUUACCAUAGGGAGA
Myodes glareolus (Bank vole) is the source of this 6740-nucleotide messenger RNA. It is a transcript of the gene Epb41, whose product is annotated as erythrocyte membrane protein band 4.1. Lineage: Eukaryota; Metazoa; Chordata; Mammalia; Rodentia; Cricetidae. Gene Ontology annotation, molecular function: structural molecule activity; actin binding. Gene Ontology annotation, biological process: cortical actin cytoskeleton organization; actomyosin structure organization. The record is from RefSeq and is a predicted model, not a curated record. Gene Ontology annotation, cellular component: cytoskeleton; plasma membrane.